UUGUUCACAACAGUAUCGUUUGGUGUCAACAAAGCUGAAGUUUAUCAUAAAAAUUUCUUCAAAAAAGAAAUAAAAAUUUGAAUUCUCGUUAUGAUUUUAUCAUAUUAGUGUUUUAUAGAACAUAAGAAGAACUAUUAAAGGAUUGUAAAAGGUAUUGUUAUCAGUAUGUAUUUUACACUCUUUCCAUCAAAUAUCCCUGACGGUACAUCUCCAACUAGAUCAAAUAUUUCUUAGAAGAUUAUUUUCAGCAACUCUUAACAGAAAUUUCUGGAUGAUGAAACAUCAAAGAUAAAUGUUAAUUUUAUUAUAUUGAAAAGCUUCUUGCCUUGUUAUGUCUCCAUCUUCAAUGUCAAGUUGGUCUGCUGGCAAUAUUCCAUCAUCAUCAUUUGUUAGUAGCACAACUUCUACCUCAUUUACUCCAACGUAUUCAUGGGCUCAUACUGUACCUACCUAUAUGCCGUGGACUACUACACUACAGACACCAGUAAUGCAGUUUACAGCACCCUUUCCUCCAGAUCCUUGCACUUCACAAACAGCCACUAGUUGGGAACUUUUGCAUAAUCUUGGAACAUCUCAAAAUAAACCAAACAAUCAUCAGCAUUUGAAGAGAAAAAGUGACAGUCCAGAAAACUUAAAACCACCAAAACAGUAUAUCAGCGAAGAAAAAAUGGUAGCACGCCUUAAUGAACUGCACAUCAGCAACAGUAAUAUUGCUUAUGAUUCACAAACACCUACUUUGAAGAAUAAGAAUAUUGAGACAAAGAGGCCUUUCAAAUCUUUGGAAGAGUUAGAGGAAAUGUUAUCCGAUGAAUCAAGUGAAGAAUCAGAUCCAGAAACAGGAGGAAUAACUUUAUCACCUGAAUUGAAAAAAUUAGUGCAGUCUGAUCUGUUUUUAGCAGGAAGUCCUUUGAAAGAACUGAAAGAACCUUCCAUGGCAGUAGUUCUGUGGCAACCACCAGGAGGAAUAUUACCUCAGAAAAUAAAAAGUACAUUUAAUUCAGAAGAAAGAAUAACUGCAUCAAAUUUUCCUGAAAAUAAUAAUAAUGAAGGAACUGUUGACAGAAAUUGUGUGAAUACAAAUAAAACAAGUUGUAAUUCUCCAGAAAUGAAGCCGGCAAUUCCCAUUUCUCCAUUUCCUGAUCCAUUUGAUGCAACUGAUGACGACAUGGAUUUGUGAUCUAUCCCAAAACAAAUAUUAAAAAAAAACUUACAUAGAGCAAGUGC
Molecule: messenger RNA, 1224 nt
Organism: Centruroides sculpturatus (bark scorpion)
Lineage: Eukaryota; Metazoa; Arthropoda; Arachnida; Scorpiones; Buthidae
Exons: 8
Coding region: 332-1177 (281 amino acids)
Source: RefSeq, a predicted model, not a curated record